GGAACCAGUCGCAUGGCGUGAGCAGAGCACUUCACAGAGCGGACGCACAGGCAGCACAGAGAGAGGCACACGCAAAUUAUUUACUGAGCUAGAGGAGGACAGGAAUGGUCGCUCUCCUCCGGCAGCAUCAUUUCGUUUUGAACAUGGAUUUGAGGACCAGAAGACACAGUGGAAUGAUUUUACAGCUCGCCGUCCUUCUCUGGUGUUCACAUGGGGCAAUUGGAAAAGACAGCUGUGAUGGCCCACUGGUGUCCAACCUGCCCCAGUCCUCCUUCAGAAGCUCCUCACAGUUAUCCAACAGCCAUGGGCCCGGCUUCGCUAAAGUCAACAGGAGAGAUGGUGCUGGAGGCUGGGCUCCUGUGGAGUCUAAUAAGUACCAGUGGUUGGAGGUGGACCUGGGGGAGCGGACAGAGAUCACAGCCGUGGCCACGCAGGGUCGCUACGGCAGCUCAGACUGGGUCUCCUCCUUCCUCCUCAUGUUCAGCGACACGGGCUGCAACUGGAAACAGUACCGUCAGGAGGACAACAUCCGGGCUUUCACAGGGAACAGUAAUGCAGACAGUGUGGUGCAGUUUAAACUGCAGCAGCCAGUCUUCGCCAGGUUCCUGCGGUUACUUCCUCUAGAUUGGAACCCCAACGGGAGGAUAGGCCUGAGACUGGAAGCCUAUGGAUGCCCUUACAAGUCUGACGUGGCGUGGUUUGACGGCAGCAGCUGCUUGCUCUACAGGUUCAGCCCUAACCCAACACCAAGUCAAACAGCCAAAGACACCAUCUCUCUGAAGUUCAAAACCCUGCAGAACUAUGGGACCUUGAUACACACAGAGGGACAAGAUGAUCACACCGUCACGCUGGAGUUACACAAAGGAAAACUUUUACUCCAUCUCAGAAAAGGUAAAAGUGUCUCUCCUGGUCCUGAGAGCCACAUGGUCGUGUCACUGGGUAGUCUUCUAGAUGACCAGCACUGGCACCACGUAGCCAUCGAGCGCUUUAGUGGCCACCUCAACUUCACUGUGGACAAAAGCUCUCAGCAAAUCCAGGUUCCUGCAGAACUCAGUCCUUCCGAGAUAAACGAGAUUAGCUAUGGUGGCGUCCAGUGCCAUGGAAGUCAGAGGGUUAUGUCCAGGAGGAACUUCCAUGGGUGCCUUGAGAACCUGCUCUGGAACGAUGUGAACGUGAUAGAUCUGGCCAAACAGCAACAGCAGGUCUCCAUCACGGGCAAUGUGACCUUUACAUGUGCUGAACCAGUCUCUGUCCCCGUGACGUUCGCCGGCGCGCAGAGUUUCCUCCAGUUGCCAGGGGCAGCGCAGCAGCAGAGAGACGGCGGCAGGGUUGCCGUGGCGGCGGUUGGCGUGGCGWUCAGCCUGCAGUUCCGGACCUGGAACAGAGCGGGCCUUCUUUUAACCUUUGACCUCCAGCAGCAGGCGGGGAGCCUGUGGCUCUACCUGAGUGAGGCCAGAGUCAGGCUGCAGAUACACAAGGCUGGAAGAUACACAAUCCUAGUGGACGUCACUGCAGGAUUUGGUCUGAACGAUGGCCAGUGGCAUUCAGUAGACCUAACUGCAAGGAGAGGUCAUCUGACCAUCACUGUGGAUAAAGAGGAAGACUCCGCGGCUCAUGCCAGCCCAUCUUUCCCCGUGGUAUCAGGAAACAACCUCUUCUUUGGAGGUUGCCCGGACAGUGAGAAUAACCAGGAGUGCAGAAACCCCUUCAACGUGUUCCAAGGCUGUAUGAGACACAUCCAUGUGGAUAACCAUGCUGUGGAUCUGAUCAAGGUACAACAGAUGCUGAUAGGAAACUACAGCGAUCUCCAAAUCGACAUGUGUGGAAUCAUCGACAGAUGCUCUCCAAGCCAUUGUGAACACGGGGGCAGAUGCACCCAGUCUUGGAGUACCUUCCAUUGCAACUGUUCGAACACGGGCUACAGUGGAGCAACAUGUCACAGCUCUGUCUAUGAGAAGUCAUGUGAAGCGUAUAAACACCAGGGUAACACAUCAGGCCUGUAUUACAUAGAUGUGGACGGAAGUGGUCCGAUCAAGUCACAGCUGAUCUACUGCAACAUGACAGAUAAAACAUGGCUGGUGAUCCAACACAAUAACACGGAGCUAACCAAAUUAAAGGCCUCAUCUGGGAUAAAUCAGCAUUUAGCCUAUUUUAACUAUUCUGCCGACGCGGAACAGCUCUGGGCCAUAAUUACCCAGGCAGAGCACUGCGAGCAGGAAGUCCUCUACCACUGCAGAAAGUCACUCCUCUUAAACACACCAGAUGGAUCUCCGUUCACCUGGUGGGUGGGUCGUACAGAUGAGCCCCAGACGUACUGGGGCGGGGCGGUACCAGGGAGCCAGCAGUGUGGCUGCGGUCUUCAGGGGAACUGCAUCGACUCAGACCACUACUGCAACUGUGACGCUGACCGCAAAGAAUGGGCGACUGACUCUGGUCUGCUCACCCAUAAGGAGAAUCUGCCGGUCAGAUGGGUGGUUGUUGGGGAUAUACAGAGACCUGGGUCAGAGGCAGCCUAUAAAGUCGGACCACUCAGGUGUCAUGGCGACAAGAACUUCUGGAACGCAGCAUUCUUCAACAAAGAGACGUCAUAUCUGCACUUCCCCACGUUCCACGGAGAGCUGAGUGCAGACAUCUCCUUCCUGUUCAAAACCACCGCCGCUUCAGGAGUCUUCCUGGAAAACCUGGGCAUCAAAGACUUCAUACGGGUGGAACUCAGCUCGCCGACAGAGGUGGUCUUCUCGUUUGACGUGGGCAACGGKCCCUUUGAAGUGCGGGUGGAGACAGGCGAUGUGGCACUAAACGACGACAGGUGGCACCGUGUUCGAGCGGAGCGGAAUGUAAAAGAGGCUUCGCUGCGUGUGGAUGCUUUCCCCAACGCCACACAGAAGGCCCCCGCCGACGGUCACAUCCAUCUGCAGCUCAACAGCCAGUUAUUUGUAGGUGGCACAGCCUCCAGAAUGAAAGGUUUCCUGGGGUGUAUCCGCUCGCUGCAGCUGAACGGGAGGACUCUGGACCUGGAGGAGAGGGCUAAGAUCACGCCCGGGGUGAGGCCGGGCUGCCCGGGACACUGCAGCAGCUACGGGGAGCUGUGCCAGAACCAAGGGAGGUGCGUGGAGAUGUACAACGGCUUCUCCUGCGACUGUGGCCUCUCUACACAUUCAAGGAGCCGUAUGAGCUGAACAGGAACACCAGCACCCAGUCCUCCUCCAUUUACUCUGACCUCAAGCUACAGGGAGAGAACGUGUCAUUCAGCUUCCGUAGCCUCCAGAGCCAGCGCUGCUCCCUAUGUCAACUCCUACUAUAG
Salvelinus sp. IW2-2015 is the source of this 3304-nucleotide messenger RNA. Lineage: Eukaryota; Metazoa; Chordata; Actinopteri; Salmoniformes; Salmonidae. The record is from RefSeq and is a predicted model, not a curated record.